UACACUUGAAACAAGAACACCAACAAAACAAUGGAAGCAUCUCAAGGAGGGGAAAACAGAGUGAACAGCAAUGGGGAGGUUCGAUACAGGGGAAUUCGCCGGAGGCCAUGGGGGAAGUUUGCGGCGGAGAUACGUGAUCCGAAGAGGAAUGGAGCUCGACUGUGGCUCGGAACUUUCGAGACUGCUGAAGAGGCGGCAAGGGCGUAUGACAGGGCUGCUUUUGCAUUCCGGGGUCACUCUGCGAUCCUCAAUUUCCCGAAUGAGUACCAAUAUCAGACCCCAUCCUUUGCACCAUCUUCAGCCUCUUCAUCUCGAAGGAACCCCCAAAGAGAAGGGGGAAGUGAAGUCAUUGAGUUUGAGUACCUCGACAACAAGUUGUUGGAGGAUCUACUUGAUGCACAAGAUAACAGGCAUGGCCUGUAAAUUAUGAAGCUUUGGA
Hibiscus syriacus is the source of this 439-nucleotide messenger RNA. RefSeq names its product ethylene-responsive transcription factor ERF098-like. The transcript has a single exon. The record is from RefSeq and is a predicted model, not a curated record. Bases 31 to 423 code for a protein of 130 amino acids. NCBI's taxonomy places the organism in Eukaryota, Viridiplantae, Streptophyta, Magnoliopsida, Malvales, Malvaceae. Gene Ontology annotation, molecular function: DNA binding; DNA-binding transcription factor activity. Gene Ontology annotation, biological process: ethylene-activated signaling pathway; regulation of DNA-templated transcription.